This is a messenger RNA of Myripristis murdjan (pinecone soldierfish), 5439 nucleotides long. RefSeq names its product syntaxin binding protein 5L (gene stxbp5l). The coding region runs from base 496 to 4044 and encodes 1182 amino acids. Gene Ontology annotation, cellular component: SNARE complex; plasma membrane; cytoplasm. The record is from RefSeq and is a predicted model, not a curated record. Gene Ontology annotation, biological process: exocytosis; Golgi to plasma membrane transport. Lineage: Eukaryota; Metazoa; Chordata; Actinopteri; Holocentriformes; Holocentridae. Gene Ontology annotation, molecular function: myosin II binding; syntaxin binding; GTPase activator activity. The transcript has 31 exons.
UCCAAAAACCCACCGCUUGAUUCCUUUAUCCUCUGGUUAUGUUGAGAUUUGGGGUUUUCCUGCAAGCCUGGAAGUGGAUGUCGCUUUAGGACGCAAGAGAGACAUGAAGUUGAGUAGUUUCAGUCGCCAGCGGUGCUCUGAUGUGUGAUAGGUGACCUGCAUCUGCAACAUUAUCCUCAGAUCAGACCGGUGCAGGCGCAUUCAUUUUUGUGGACAGCAGCCAGAGGGCAAGAUGAGGUGCAUCUAUGACUUUUUAAAUUACACUUAAGAGAGAAAGAGAGAGAGAGAGAGAGAGAGAGAGAGGGGCUCUAUUGGCUGCCACUGCUGCAGGAACCGACGUUUUUCCUCCUGUUACCCAACCAAACGAGUUGGUAUCUCGUAUCUUGAUAGCCUUUGAGAGGAGAUUACACUGGAAACUCCGGGAAAGGGUGUAAAAGAGCGCAGAGUAGCCUUUCUCCCCUGCCCCCAGCCCGAAAUAAACAAGAGCACGGAAAAAUGAAGAAGUUUCGGAAGGUGUUGGACGGUUUGACCACCUCCUCUCCGGGAGGGACUAUCGGAUCCCCGUCGUGCGGCAGUGCGGCCGGGACUCCCACCGCGGCGCCUACUCCCAAGGAAAUCGAUGUCCAGGAGACGCUGGUGUCGGAAAACUUUCAGCUGUGCAAGACGGUGCGUCACGGCUUCCCCUACCAGCCCACCACGUUGGCCUUCGACCCCGUGCAGAAGAUCCUGGCCAUCGGCUCCAGAACAGGCGGCGUACGGAUACUGGGCCGGCCCGGCGUGGACUGCUACUGUCAGCACGAGAGCGGAGCAGCUGUCCUCCAGCUGCAGUUCCUCAUCAACGAGGGGGCGCUGGUCACGGCUUGUGCAGAUGACACGCUACACCUGUGGAACCUUCGUCAGAGGCGACCGGCCAUCCUGCACUCGCUAAAGUUCAACAGAGAGAGGAUCACGUUUUGCCACCUUCCCUUUCAGAGUAAGUGGCUGUAUGUGGGGACGGAGCGCGGGAACACACACAUCGUCAACAUCGAGUCCUUCAUUUUGUCCGGAUAUGUCAUCAUGUGGAACAAGGCCAUAGAACUAUCGACUAAAACUCAUCCAGGACCCGUGGUUCAUCUGAGCGACAGCCCGAAGGACGAAGGCAAGCUGCUUAUUGGCUUUGAGAGCGGGACCAUCGUGCAGUGGGACCUCCGGGGCAAGAAGGCCGACUUCAGAAUCUACUAUGAUGAGGCCAUCCAUUCGGUCAGCUGGCACCACGAGGGGAAGCAGUUCAUGUGCAGUCACUCAGACGGCAGCCUGACCCUGUGGAACCUCAGAAACACCGCCAAGCCCUUCCAGAUCACCUUCCCUCACGGGAAGAUACAGAAGGACGGCAGGAAGGAGUCGUGUAAGCCGAUCCUCAAAGUGGAGUACAAGACCUCGAGGAACAGCGAGCCCUUCGUCAUCUUCUCGGGCGGGCUGUCGUAUGACAAGGCGGGCCGGCGGCCCACGCUGACCAUCAUGCAUGGCAAGGCCAUCACCGUGCUGGAGAUGGACCACCCCAUCGUGGAGUUCAUGGCCCUCUGCGAGACCCCCUACAACAACGAGGUCCAGGAGCCUUACGCAGUGGUGGUGCUUUUGGAGAAGGACUUCAUCGUGGUGGAUCUGACACAGAGCAACUUCCCAAUCUUCGAGAAUCCGUAUCCAAUGGACAUCCAUGAGUCUCCGGUCACCUGCACAGCCUAUUUUGCAGACUGUCCUCCUGACAUCAUCCCCAUCCUCUACUCCAUAGGAGCCAAACACAAGAAGACCGGCUACAGCCAAAAGGAGUGGCCGAUCAGUGGAGGAACGUGGACGUUAGGAUCACAGACCUACCCAGAGAUCAUCAUCACAGGACACGCUGAUGGAUCAAUUAAGUUCUGGGACGCAUCUGCAAUCACCCUGCAGAUGCUGUACAAGCUGAAGACCUCCAAAGUGUUCGAGAAGCCCAAGCCGGGCGAGGGCCGGACAGCCGAGCUGGUGGAGGAGGACCCAUACGCCGUCCAGAUGGUCUGCUGGUGCCCUCAAAGUCGCAUCUUCUGCGUGGUCGGCAUCUCUGCCCACAUCAUCCUGUACCGCUUCAGCAAAUACGACUCCAACACUCAGAUAGUGUCAUUAGAGGUGCGUCUGCAGUGUGAGUCAGAGGACGUCAUCUCUCCGUCUGAGACUGAAAACAACCCCUGCUUCUCGGAUCCCAGCUCCCACUCACCUCAGCCCCAGCACCAACACCCCGCCAGCCCCAGCAGCGGGACCCCCGAGGGAGUCAAAGACAGCAUUCCCUGCCUCAGGGUGAAGGACCGGGUAACACGGAUGCCUCCAGGUUACCAGGCGGAGCUGGUGGUGCAGCUGCUGUGGGUGGACGGAGAGCCUCCCCAGCAGAUCACCAGCCUGGACAUCAACUCUGCUUAUGGCCUUUUGGCGUUCGGGAACUGUAACGGCCUGGCGGUGGUGGAUUACCUGCAGAAAACCAUCUUGUUGUGUAUGUCGACCCUGGAUCUGUACGGAGCCACCGACCCCUACCAGCGCCUCACUCGCUCCCCCCGCAGGAACAGACAGUCCACCUCAGACAAGUUUUGCAUGCGUGGCCUGUCUAACUUUUAUUCCGAUUCAAAGAAAAGGAUCCGUACGUCCUAUCAGAGCCUUACCGAACUCUCUGACAACCAGCAGUCUGUUGACAUGGAGAGAAGCAAGUCACCCACCUCAGAUCAUGUCAAUGGACAUUGCACUAGCCCCACCUCCCAGCCCUGCUCGGCGGGGAAGCCUCGCGUCCCGAUGGGUCCCGAGGGGCCACGGCUUGCCCGCAGAGGCCCCGGCCGACCGCCCUUCCGCAAGGCCCAGUCCGCUGCUUGCAUGGAGAUCUCUUUGCCUGUGUCCCACACUGAAGAGAGCCGUGAAAACUCGUUCAGCCGUUCACGCAGUUCCAGCGUGUCGAGCAUCGACCGGGACACCAAGGAGGCCGUCACCACGCUGCAGUUUGGGGAGUCCUACGGCCGCAAGAGCGAUGCCUUGCCUACACCCUGUUUGUGGGUGGGCACCAGCCUGGGCGUGGUCCUCCUCAUCCCCAUGUCCAUCCCCACAGAGGAGGAGGAGAGGCUGGAGGAGCCCGUCACCAUUGGCCCCAGUGGCGCAGUCCUGAUGCUGAAGGGCUCGGUCUUACGCUUUGCCUUCUUGGACUGCAUGGGUGCUCUCAUCCACAAUCCGUACGAGGUUUGGCGGGACUUUAACGCCCCUGAGGACCCGGACCGACCACGCAAGCGCAAGCUGGUGAACUUUUCACCGUCGUCAUCCCAGGACGCCUCUGGAGAGGGACAUCUGGCUGUGGUGUGCUCCGAGAGGCAGGCCAAAGUCUUCCUGAUGCCUUCCCAGUCUUGCCUCUUUGUCCACAAUAUCACAGAGUCGUCCUUUGUGCUGCGGGCCGAUGUGGUAUCUGUGUGUAACAGCGUCUGCCUGGCCUGCUUCUGUGCCAAUGGACACGUCAUGACCCUCAGCUUGCCCAGUCUAAGACCGCUGAUGGACGUCAAUUACCUGCCGCUGACAGACAUGCGCAUCGCUAGAACGUUUUGCUUCACCAAUGGGGGGCAAGCGCUUUAUCUCAGCUCGCCCACAGAGAUCCAGAGAAUCACAUACAGCCAGGAGAUGUGUGACAACUUGCAGGAAAUGCUGGGAGAGCUGUUCACGCCUAUAGAAACGCCUGAAGCCCAGAACAGAGGCUUCCUCAAGGGCUUUUUUGGAGGAAAUGCCCAGACCUUCGACAGAGAGGAGCUAUUUGGGGAGGCGGCAGCGGGGAAGGCUUCUCGGAGUCUGGCCCAGCACAUCCCGGGACAGGGAGGGGUGGAGGGCAUGAAGGCGGCAGCUGGUGGGGUGGUGGGCGACUUGGCCCGGGCCCGCAUCGCCCUGGACGAGAGAGGCCAGAGGCUGGGCGAGCUGGAGGAACGAACCGCCCUCAUGAUGACCAGCGCAGAAACUUUCUCCAAACACGCCCACGAGCUGAUGCUGAAGUGCAAGGACAAAAAGUGGUACCAGUUCUAAUGGCGGGACGGGGGGGCUGAGGCCGCCCUUGGCCUGCUGGGAGCUUUUACGCCGGGACAAGGACCUUCACUCUACAGCUGAGAGCGAUUAAUCAAGAGAGACACACGAGAGACUUUGUCUUUACGGGCCUCUGUCUUUGCGCACGGCAUUGUCACAUUGUUGAAGGACUAGGACAGGUUAGUUACUUGUCUAGACGUGUAGUAAGACGGACCGCGAGCGAGGAUGGUGACACUGGAGGGACUGGAAAUGGGACUACUGAUGUCCAAAUAGUCCAUCAGUGUGUGUGUGUGUGUGUGUGUGUGUGUGUGUGUGUGUGAGUGUGGGUGUGUGUGUGUGUGUGUGUGCCUGUGCGAUGUGAGCAGGUGGGUUUCCUGGACCUCACUGUGUAGAUACUCUAACGUUAAGAAACCAACAAAGAAAUGCAUGUAACAAAAAUGGAUGACUUAAAAAUAUCAAACUGCCAUAUUAAAAAGCAGCAUGCUACUUUAACAGGAGGAGAUACAAAAAUAAAAACCUUUUAUUUAAAGAUAUAAGCCAACAAGAGAAACUAUGAGAAACUUUAUAUUUUUUGAAAUAUUGAGAAAAACUAUAUAUAAAAAGGGAAACAUAUACCUGCAUUGCUAUAAAGCCAAAUUUUACUUUUUCUUAAUAAUAAUUAUAAUUUUUUUCUUAACGUUUUGGUUCAUUUCAUUUGGUUUCUGGCACACAGAUUUUCAGUAUGAGCACUUAUUACUUGACACAGUAAUAACAAUGACGAAAUUAGCUUUCUUCACACUCCACACUGAGACUAAUGCUAAAGUCUUUACCAAUUACUUUGGUCCGCACAGAGCAACACAAAACAGAAAUAUUAACACCUAAUUCUGCACAAUCUAAUUACACUACUUUCAUUGUUUGGCUGCUGCUGCUUACUAAGCAUUAAACAACAAGAAAUAGUUUCAAUCCCUGACUAGAAUUGUAGAAAAGCAGAGAACAGAUUGGUUUGAAAUGAAAGGUGAAAGGUUAGGAAAAUAUUUUUUUUGGUGGUUGAAAGAGUUUAAAAGCUGAUCCCUGUGAGGUCUGGACUGAGUGUGUUUCUGUCUAUAAACAUGUAUUGAUUAUUCACGUGCCAUAAAAAUCAAGAUGGGUGUUUCCCCUCACUGUAAACUAACUAACAAAGAGCUAAUAUGUGGUAGUCAUGAUGUGUUUCCUGUUGGUGACAGUAGAUGAGACAAAGUCCUUGGAGCUGGCAAUAGUAGGUGACUGACUUGGUUUUGUUUGAAAGAGUUUUUUUUUUUUAUGUUUUUUUUUUUGUUUUUUUUUCAUCAUUCGAAUCUUCAGCUGCCUUUGUCAUACUGUACGUAUGAGUCUGGUGAACCAUUGGGUAAUGUGUGUGUGUGUGUGUGAGAGAGAGAGAGA